Pocillopora meandrina is the source of this 3963-nucleotide messenger RNA. The record is from the annotation of a GenBank genome assembly. Lineage: Eukaryota; Metazoa; Cnidaria; Anthozoa; Scleractinia; Pocilloporidae.
AUGUCCUCUGCAGGCACGACAAAGAAAGUUCCGUCUGUUAUUCGCACGGUGGUGCCAGGAAAUCGAACACUCGAUCAAAUUUACGAAGACGAAGCUCGCGAAAUUGUCGACGAAGCGAUCGAAAAUGCUCGACGUCGUAUGGCUGACUAUGCUGGCGAGGAUGGAAGGGAAGGAGAAGCUCCUGCUCAGCAGGAUCAGCCAAUAAUAGAUCCUGAGACAGGUUAUGAGAUACCGAACAUCAAAUGGAUGACGGCAGAUAACUUCACAGUUGCAGGGGGAUUAGAAAAAAUUGAGGAAUUCAUCAAGGUAAUAUCGCAAAGAAAGUAGCGGUUAUUCAUCGCACAAUCGUUUCUCUCACAGUGCGGAUCGCAACGUUUCGAACGCAUACUGAUUGUGUUCUAUAGAAGAUUUUCGCAUGAAGAACACGAGCAGUAUGCGGUCGAAACGUUGCGAUCCACAUCGAUCGCAAGUAACGUCGACUACGACGCGAUACAAACAAUUAAACUUGUUCCAAGUAUAUGUAAUCUAUAUGAAGAUCUUAAGGUGUAUCAGCUUCGAAAAAGAGCCUUAAGGAAAACCUUGCUGUUAUGUGUUUCCGAAGCAUCACAUUUCUUUUGCAAAUAUCGUUGGGUAAGUCUGGCAGAAAAAAAUUGCUGGCAUAAUUAAUUUAUAAAAAUUACUUAAUGAAAAUCAGCCGGCAAUCAAUAAGUCACAGGAUGUUAGUUUAUGUUUUAUCUAGGCCUUGAAAUAUCACAUUAAAAGAUGUAAUUUCGCUUUUUUGUUGGCUAAAAUCAAGGAUAAUUGAGAAAAACCAGUCAUGGAAAAGGUCACAAAAUAUUCCUACACCAGAAUUUUGUCCUCACUUUUCAGUUGCAAUGGAAUAAAUGUUAUUGUUCAAUACCAGUUCACACUGAUCAAAUUAAUUGUUUUGAAUAUGGAUGACAGCCAGACAAUAGGAAGUUUUAAUAUUUAUUUUAUUGGUAACAAAUUGCUUUACUAUGUCAUAAAGACAAUAACAAGGACUAUGAACACUCUGGUAAAUGUAAGAACUCUCUUGCAGACAUGGGAACGUGAUGGUAGCUGGUUAUACUGUAUUGACUUUUUAAGAGAGGAAGAGCACCCUUACAGCUGGCGAUAUAGGUAUGCCGUCAAGUGGAGUAUACCAACCAGGAGAAGACCAAUUCCUAGGGCAACUGCUUCUGUUUAUAUAACCAUUGAAGUUAGCAAAUUUAAGCCAAAGGUAAAACAAUUGCAAAUAAUAUCUAAAGAGCAUUUUUAGAAAGGGUUGGGUAAACUCAAAAUGAAAGUAGACAAAAGGAACCAAUCAGAAACAAAUCAGUUGAAUGUAUCUUUGCCCUCACAAAGAUCUUGUGUUUCGUUGUUUAAUAAGACACUUAUCUCCUACAGUGUAUCUCUUCACUACCAGGUACAAAUGGGUCCUAGCAAACUUUCUGAAAACCUGACAAAAUUGCAAGCAGGGGGGUUGGGGGGAAUGUGGUGUUUACACGCAGUUGAAUGACAGGAAGAGUAGAAAUUUGUGGUUCCCUCAUGCAAGAUAAAUUCUGGUAGCAAUGUCAACCAACUACCAGAUUUGAAUUUACCUGAAGCUGCAAAUUAUUACUAAAUUUUACCCUUUUACCCCCUAGGAGUGACCAGCAUUUAGUUUCUCCUAACAAUAUCUCCCCUGAAUCAAACAUUAAGGUCACAAGAGUAAAGGAGAUGAUCACCUACUAAAGAAGCUCUUUAUUGUUGAACAAAUUUUCCUUUUCAGCACCUUAGGAAAUGUAUAGAGAACAGUAUGGAUAAUUUAAAUGCUGAUUUUAUGUGUCAAUGGUUAGACAAGCUGUUCUGUUCUUUUAAUGUAGUGACAUCUCUCCAAGAGAAAAUUCAUUCAUCCAGAAAAACUAAAUCGUUUGUUUAUCUUUCCUUUUUAGACAUUCCCAGUGGAAGUGUAUUAUAUUUUUGAGACACAUCAUCUUGUCCAUAGGUAUGUUAUCAUCACUGGUGAUCCAAGCUCCAACUAUGAGAUGAUCAUCUUGUGAAAUAAGAGUUAUGGUGAAAUUAUAAGAGUUUGUAUAGGAACAUUAACAACUGCUUUUAGGAAUAAAAAAUACAGUCAAAUACUCACAAAAAAUACCUCACCUGGCUUCCACAAGGCAUGGCUUGUUAUCUGACCACUUACUAUGUUGUAAAGAACCCAUUUCAAUGGGUUAUCCAUUUCUAGAUUUAGUACAGGCAUCUCUUACAUACAUAGUAAACCUAGAAAUGGAUAAAUCACCAAAAUGGGUUCUUUUCAACAUAGUAAGCAGUCAGAUAACAUGGGAUGCAGUGUGGAAGUAAGGUGAGGUACUUUUAGUGAGAAUUUGACUCUUUUUUAAUUCCCAAAAGUGGUCAUAAAUAUUCCCAUACAAACUCUUAUAAUUUCACUAUGAGUUUUUUUUUGCAAGAUGAUCAACUCACAACUGGAGCUUGGGCUGCCUGUGGUUAUCAUCUGCUGUUAAAGCCUGUGCUCUUGGUAAAAUUAGCCAACAGCCAAAUAAGCCAUCACUAAGUCUCUUAUUGAAGGAAAAAAACAUGAUCUCAGUUUAACUCCAUCUUAUUAUCUGGCAAGGUAGUCGAGAGGUAAAUCCAAGCAUUUUUACUGGUUCUUACCUGGUGGUUAUUUUGCCAUAGUUUUUGUACAGACCUUGCUGUUGUCAGCCAGUACUGCUAAGACCUGCCAGAGCAGUGCUUUCCUCAUGAAUUAAUUUUUUUCUUCAAGAUAUAUGACUGGUACUGCUCCCUUUAUUUCUCAUAGGCCUGGUAGAACAAGGUUUCGAGAGAAGUGGUUGAAAGAUAUUAUCGAAAGCAAGAUUCAACUGAUGGGUGCAGUAGAAUUCUGAUCCUUUAUGGGGUUAUUUCCCAGGCAGUUAGAAAUGUGAAAAUGACACCUUUCAGAAAUAAUGAAUUGCUUGAGAAGAAGAGGCCUAAAUUUGAAGCUGGCAUAAAAAAUCCUUAUUGGCAGGCUUUACUCUUCUUACGAAACGGAGAAAUCAAUAGUUUUGUCGAACACAUUUCAGGCAUUAUUAAUUAUUUGUUUUUAGUGUAAUAACAGUAUUGACCCUUGAUGUUAUUUAAAUAUAGCAGUUAAUACUUUAAGUACACUCAGUCAUGUCAAAACCAAUCUGUAAAUACUGUUUAAUACAAAAUUUUUCUCAAUAUGAACUUGUAAUCACACGGUGAAUCUUCUUUUGCGCUAAAAUCGCGAUAAUCCCCUAAACAUCAAUAAUGAUUUGUAAUGCAGAUUUUGCAAAUUGCUUCCAUGAGGUUGUUUAUUUUUCAUAGGAAUUCACAACUGAAUUAAUUUCUGCUGGGGUAUGGCACAUAUUCAACAAACAAUUAGUAAAAAGAGUUAGUAGACUUUCACUUGUGUAUAUAGGGCUAUAAAGAAACAAACGAACAAACAGACGUAAACGCUGAAAUCGAUUGUAUCAGUGUUUAUCACCUGUAUAAAAUUCCAGGUCAUUACUGUACAGAUGUAUUGAGAUUUAAUUGUAAGUCUGUUGUAAAUUUGAAAGGAACUUAUGAAGAAAAAAACACCUUUUGUACAAUUUUGUGAGAAUUUAUUAGGCCCUGUCUACUGGUAGGCGUUUACAUCCGUAAACGUUGGUUUUUUUCGUGUGUGUGAUCAGACAUCCGUCCACACUUAAAAGACGUUAACGAUCUCUUUAAACUGAUAUUUUCAAAAACGCCCCCCACCAAAGUGCAUAUUUUUGUUAUUACACAACAAUGUGCGUUUAUCUUGUAUUCUCGUGUGAACGACGCAACUUGUGAACGCUUACGUUUAAGGUCGUAACUCCUAAAACUGACCGGCUUGAAAUUUCUAUUAUCCAUAUCACCUGUGGGUUGGUAUUAGUAUUUAUUUUUUUCUCAGUUCGUGAGCGGGCGGUAUUCUACAAAUCUUGCCAUCUGAUUGGUUCCGAG